Zingiber officinale is the source of this 2532-nucleotide messenger RNA. Its product is annotated as zinc finger MYM-type protein 1-like. Bases 1 to 2532 code for a protein of 843 amino acids. Lineage: Eukaryota; Viridiplantae; Streptophyta; Magnoliopsida; Zingiberales; Zingiberaceae. The record is from RefSeq and is a predicted model, not a curated record. Gene Ontology annotation, molecular function: protein dimerization activity. The transcript is spliced from 5 exons.
AUGGAGUUACUUCACCAUGUGGAGCAAGAAGAUCCUAAAGAGUUUAAGGAGGAUCCAGAAGAAAAUCCUGAAGAGUUUGAGGAGGAUCUAGAAGAUUAUCUUGAAGAUUUUGAAAAGGAUCUUGAAGAAUCUGAGGAGGAUCCGAAAGAAGAUUUUGUUGGUGGAAGUCUAGGUGUGAGAUUCUGGCAAGGUCGAGAUGUGCAACUCUCAAUUGCAGAAGACCGGAUGUGCGAUUCCGAUAUGUCGGGAUGUUUGAUUCUCGAAGUACAGAUGUAUGAUUCCAGAAGCUCUACACCUGAACCAACAUCUACUAAAAGACCAAGACUUGAAAAUGAGACUCUUGAUGAACCGCUUUCGAAUUCGAGUAACAAUUUGCAAUAUGUUUCUGAUCCUGGAAUUCGCAUCCCAAUUUUACAACAUCCCAUUGAACUUCAAGAUGAGAGACAUGAAGGAGAUGGGAAUUCAAGACAUAGCUUUGCCAUGCCAAAAUGGGGAGAUUUGAAAAAUCUUGAUCAGCAUAUUGAUAGAAGAUUAGAAAAACAAUCUUCUAAGCAAAUUGAGCAAAAUCGGUUGCUCUUAAAGGUGUCCAUAGAAAGUGUGAAGUUUCUUGCUAUGCAAGGUUGUGCUUUUAGGGGUCAUGAUGAAUCAAUUACCUCUAAAAACUGUGGAAAUUAUUUGGAAUUGGUAGCUUUGUUGGGAAGAAUGAAUCCAGAAAUUGGUAGUACUUUGGAAAAAGCAUCUAAAAAUGCAAAGUACACAUCACCAGAAAUUCAAAGAGAGAUUUUGAAAAUUAUUGCUGAUAUUGUGAGGGAUAAAAUUCGUGCAAAAAUUGGAGAAGCCAAGUUUUGUAUCCUCGUUGAUGAAGCAAUUGAUGAGUCAAGUAAAGAACAAAUGACUAUCAUUUUAAGAUAUGUUGAUCGGGAUGGGUUCAUUAGAGAACGAUUUUUUGAAGUUGUUCACGUUGAGAAUACAAGUGCAUUAACUUUGAAAAAAGAGAUAUGCAAUGUAUUCAACCAAUACAAUCUAUUAACUGAAAAUCUAAGGGGGCAAGGCUAUGAUGGCGCAAGUAAUAUGCGUGGGGAAUGGAAUGGACUCCAGGUUUUAUUUCUUAAAGAUUCUCCACAUGCUUAUUAUAUUCAUUGUUUUGCUCAUAGACUACAACUUGCUUUAGUUGCAGUUUCUAAAGAGGUGCAUGAUGUGUGGCGUUUCUUUUCAACAUUAACUUCGGCUAUUAAUUUUGUUGGUUCAUCUGCUAAACGUCAGUUUCAAUUGAAAUCUAUCCGAAAAGCUGAAAUUAAUGAUUUGAUAAAAUUGGGAGAAAUUGACACUGGUACUGGAUCUAAUCAAGAUUGUUCUUUGGUACGAGCUGGAGCUACUCGUUGGAGUUCACAUUUCAACUCUGUUAGGAGAUUCAUUAGUUUGUUUGGUUCAGUGAGUACACUUCUUCAAGAUCUUGUCGACAAAGGUCCCAAUAGUAACAUUCGAGGAGAGGCUAAAGGUUUGUACUUGGAUAUAAAAUCAUUUGACUUUGUAUUUGUAUUAUUUCUGAUGCAUGAAGUUUUGGGAAUAUCAGAUAAGUUGUGUCAGACAUUACAGAAGAAUGACAUAGAUAUUUUGAAUGCUAUAAAUUUGGUUUCUACUACUAGACUAAAUCUUCAACAAAUCCGAGAUGAUAGAUGGGAAGGAUUUCUUUGGAGUGUGUUGAAGUUUUGUGAAAGCAAUGAUGUUGAGGUGCCAGACUUUGAUGAUUGCUACACACGAGGUACAAAACGUUCUUGCCAGCAAAAAAACAAUAUAACAGUCCAUGAUCACUAUCAUUUUGAAAUAUUUAAUGCAGUAAUAGAUUUUCAGUUGAUGGAAUUGAAUGAAAGAUUUCCAGAGGGCACAAUAGAACUUCUUACUCUCAGUAAUGCUUUGAGUCCCGUUGAUGGAUUCAAAUCAUUUUCUCUGCCUGACAUUUGUUCUCUUGUUGAUAAAUUUUACUACUAUGAUUUCAAUCUAGAAGAAAGAGGAGAUUUGGAGAGAGAAUUAGAUCAUUAUAAAUUUGAUAUACCGCGUCAUGCGCAGUUUCAGAAUCUUAAUUCUUUGCAUCAUUUGUGCCAAACAUUGGCCAGAACGACAAAGUCAGUUAUCUAUCCUUUGAUUGAUAGGUUGGUUCGAUUGGUUUUGACUCUUCCAGUUUCUACAGCAACUACAGAACGAGCCUUUUCAGGGAUGAAACUCAUUAAGACGACACUUCGUAAUAAAAUGGAAAAUGACCUUAUGGCCAAUACCAUGGUUGUUUAUAUAGAGAGGGAUAUUGCUUCAGGGAACCAGGAGUGCACGCUCUCGCUACAAAAACAUUUCAGCGGAAAGAAAGGAACAGAACUGCUGAAAUGUGUCAAGUAUUCAACGAUAUUAAUAGAUGGAGGCCAGCAGAUGCUGGUUUCGACGCAUCGCUUCGGCGUUCUUCUCCAUUUUAAGCGCUGGACCCCACGUUCGUUCAGCUUUCUCAGAAUGACCGUCACACGACGAAGCGUCCCAACCGUUUAG